AUGCUCAAGCGAAUACAGAGUUGGGAAGGUCAUCUAUUAUCAAAGGCUGGUCGUGAGGUUUUGCUCAAAACAGUGGCUCAAGCGUUGCCAACCUAUGCGAUGUCUGUGUUUCUUCUUCCGGUUAAGACUGUUUCACACCUUGAGAGCUUAAUGUCAAAGUAUUGGUGGGGGUCCUCUAAUAAUAAAACAAAAGGUGUCAGUUGGUUUAGUUGGCGACUUUGUAGAAGCAAGAAUUCAGGUGGGAUUGGCUUUCGUAAUUUGCGGGAUUAUAAUCUUUCCUUGUUAGGAAAGCAGGGAUGGCGCCUUCUUUUGUAUGAAGAUUCUCUUGUGGGACGUAUUUACAAGGCCCGAUACUUUCCAAAUGGUAAUUUUCUUUCAGCUGAGAUAGGUCUGAACCCAAGUUUUAUUUGGUGGAGUGUGUUUGAAUCACAACGACUGGUUCGUGAUGGUGCUAGAAGGAGAAUCGGGUCUGGUGUGUCUACCCCUGUGCUUAAUGUCCCUUGGUUGGUUUCUGAUGAGAACCCUUGUGUCAUUUCUAGACAUCCUGGGUUGGCCCAUAGCACGGUCUCGCAGUUGAUGCACAUCGAUCGUAAGCAAUGGGAUCUUGAGGUCUUGCAUGAUUUGUUUGAGGCAAGGGAUAUCGAGUUGAUAAUGCAGGUUCCUCUAAGUGAUAAUGUUAAUGUUGAUUCUUGGUUUUGGGGUAAAGAGUCGAAUGGGUUUUACUCGGUUAAGAGCUCCUACCGCUAUCUUCAAGAACUGAAAGGUGAAUGGGGUGUUUAG
Cannabis sativa is the source of this 780-nucleotide messenger RNA. RefSeq lists its product as uncharacterized. The record is from RefSeq and is a predicted model, not a curated record. Bases 1 to 780 code for a protein of 259 amino acids. Lineage: Eukaryota; Viridiplantae; Streptophyta; Magnoliopsida; Rosales; Cannabaceae. The transcript has a single exon.